Arabidopsis arenosa is the source of this 2027-nucleotide messenger RNA. Lineage: Eukaryota; Viridiplantae; Streptophyta; Magnoliopsida; Brassicales; Brassicaceae. The record is from the annotation of a GenBank genome assembly.
AGCUUUUGAUUUCAAUCUGUUUCCAGGUUCUAAAUUCAGUACACUAACAAUGGUAGAACGCAAGAAACGGAAACAGAAUCAGAGAAACAACAAUGAGAGCAACAGGAAUCAGAAAAGACGAAUUUCAAAUAAUGGUGAAAAGAUUAAUAGAGAUGAGCUUGUGAUUUACAGAAUCUUAUGUCCUAUUGAUGUUGUUGGAGGUGUUAUAGGUAAGAGUGGUAAAGUCAUCAAUGCCAUUAGGCAAAACACGAAAGCGAAGAUCAAAGUUUUUGAUCAGUUACAUGGUUGCAGCCAAAGAGUCAUAACAAUCUAUUGCUCUGUUAAAGAGAAACAUGAAGAAGAAAUCGAUUUUAUGAAGAGCGAAACCGAGCCUCUUUGUUGUGCUCAAGAUGCUCUUCUUAGAGUUUAUGAUGCAAUUGUAGCUAGUGAUGAAGAGAACAUUAAGAUAGAUAGAGAUGAUAAGAAGGAAUGCCGUCUUUUAGUUCCGGCUAGUCAAUCUUCUAGUUUGAUUGGUAAGGCUGGUGAGACCAUUAAGAGGAUAAGAAGUAGAACUCGAGCUAGUGUUAAGGUUGUUUCGAAAGAUGUUUCGGAUUCUUCACAUGUUUGUGCUAUGGAUUAUGACAAUAUAGUUGUGAUAUCUGGUGAGGCUGAAUCCGUGAAGAAAGCGCUUUUCGCUGUUUCUGCAAUUCUGUACAAGAUCAAUCCUCGAGAACAUAUUCCUCUAGAUUCAACUGGUCAAGAUGUUUCAGCUAGUAUUAUUGUUCCAUCAGAACUUUCUAAUUCUGUCUAUCCUCAAACUGGUUUUUACUCAAAUCAGGAUCAUAUUCUUCAGCAACGGGCGGGUGUUCCGUCAUAUUUCAGUGCGCUACCUGUAUCUGAUUUUCAAGGUUAUGCAGAAACCGCUGCGAAUCCAAUGCCUGUUUUUGCUUCUUCUCUCCCAGUGACUCAUGGUUUUGGUGGGUCUUCCAGAUCAGAAGAGCUGGUUUUAAAAGUGUUGUGCCCUUUGUCCAAUAUUACCCGUGUAAUUGGGAAAGGAGGAUCAACUAUUAAAAGAAUAAGAGAAGCAAGCGGUUCUUGUAUUGAGGUUAAUGACUCAAGAACAAAGUGUGGUGAUGAUGAGUGUGUUAUCAUUGUCACUGCUACAGAGUCUCCUGAUGAUAUGAAGUCAAUGGCUGUUGAAGCUGUUCUUCUUCUGCAAGAGUAUAUCAACGAUGAGAAUGCGGAAAAAGUUAAGAUGCAACUUCUUGUUUCUUCUAAGGUUAUUGGAUGCGUUAUAGGGAAAAGUGGCUCAGUCAUAAACGAAAUCAGGAAAAGAACCAAUGCUACUAUCUGUAUCUCGAAAGGGAAAAAGGAUGAUCUUGUUGAGGUGGCGGGUGAAGUCAGCAGUGUGAGAGACGCUCUCAUUCAGAUCGUUCUAAGACUUCGAGAGGAUGUUUUAGGAGAUAGAGAUAGUGUUGCUACUAGGAAACCUCCUGCAAGAACUGAUAAUUAUAGUUUCAUCUCGGGUAGUAGUAAUGCCGGUUAUACACUUCCGUCCUUCAUGUCUUCAGUGGCUUCUACAACCGGAGUCAAUGGUUAUGGAAGUUUUCCGGCAGGAGAUAACGUUUUUGGAUCAAUCGGUCCAUACUCAUUUGGACGAUUGCCUUCAUCUUCUGCUCUGGAAAUUCUAAUCCCGGCGAAUGCGAUGAGUAAAGUUAUGGGCAAAGGAGGAGGCAAUUUGGAUAACAUAAGAAGGAUAUCGGGAGCAAUGAUAGAAAUUUCCGACUCCAAAACGUCACAUGGUGAUCACAUUGCUCUCCUAUCCGGCACACUUGAACAGAUGCGUUGUGGAGAGAACUUGGUCCAAGCUUUUAUUAUGUCCACUUGAAAAUUAGUUUGGGAUCAUUGGACUGAGAUUAAAUCUUUUCCUUCUCUCUGUCUAUAGCUUUUUGUCGAGUUUCAUCACUUAGGCUUAUUGUUCGGUUUAGCAAGCUGUUAGCUAGAUGCCUAGAUUAAAUGUAUAUCUCUAACAAAUGGUGCCAUUGUUA